AUGCCCUUGGCCGGAUUGAAUAGAGAUUUCUUGCAUCGAUGCUGUAUUCAGCUGUCGUCUCCCUUGAUGGACGACACCGCUGUGGAGAAUGGCAUAGUGUACGCCCUGCGCUUUGUCAGGCUUCACGCGGCAGCUCAUGCCAGUGAAGUGGCUCGAGCGCUCGUGUGGCGUAUCGUCGACACUGAAGAUGAUGAUGACGGUGGCUGCAGGGAUCGCUCUGGGGCGUGGCGUAUCCUUGAUGCUGUCUUACAAGAAUGUGGCAACUCGGAAAGUGAUCUUUGCCGUACAGUAUUGGCGGAGAAGUUAUCACUCUUCCUACCCUACUUGAUAUCACACCGAUGGUACUCCGCCGUCAUAUCACGUGAUGGCAAUCCCACUGUGUCUGUCAAGCACCUUGCGGACGCCUCGGCGUUUAAAAAGGUAGUUUCCGCAGAUGUUCUUACCGGCACAGAGCGACGAGUGGCAGACGCGCAGCGUGUACAGUCGCUUACGAAGCUGUAUCGCGGCAUAUUGGCUGCCUGGAGAGGUAUCUGGCGCACUGACGUAUAUGAAAGUCUCAGACACAUUGUGCGCAGUGUUGAGCGCGGCGGCAACUACCUUUCUGCGCAAGGGGCGAAGUAUUUGGAAAUACCGAACACUUUCCAGGACAGUCUCUGGCGGCUUCGGCGUCACACUUCACGUCCAGGGAUUACUCUGCAUAUGCUACAUUGUUACGGUUGGAAUUCACAAUCCAAAGAGGCUGAAGCAGGAAACGAUGGAGAUGACAAAAGGAACUCUGUAUGCUCGCCGUCGAUAAUGCUUCCAGAUAGCAUUUCCGCGAUUGACGCGCUGGACUCGGCGAUGCAUCCGACAGUGCGGCAGUGGUUUCGGAAACUGAUUAGCGCCAAAGGUGGCUGCAGGUUGUGCGAUACCUGGCGCCACACUGAGGCACGCUGUCCGUGCGAAAUUCCCUUUAUUAAAACCCCACAUCUGCACGGUGACGGCGGCACUGAGAGGUUACAGCGUCGCGUGGGAAUUUCGACGGAGACCCCUGCUGAGGACAGCCUGCAGGCGCUUUCCUACAUGGCGGCUGUGGACAAGCUUUACCGGCACGGCAUCGCGCUGCCGCUGCGGCCCGCGGUAGUCCUCGACCGUGUGACGCAGCUCAUCAUGGAGGAGAGGCCCUAUGACGACCUGCUCACGGCCUUUGAUCGCGUGCGGGGUGCUAUCACGGGCCCACUCGACCGACACGCGCUUUGGUUGCAUGCAGGUUAUCAACUGAUGCCAUCCAAGACCGUGUUUAGCAAGCCCAGUGACGAUGUCUACAGCCCGGCUUUAGUGAAGGCGGAGCACUUCUUCAAGUCUAACCGUCGAUUCCGUGAGUGGGAUCAGCUUCUGCGGAGCGUUGAGACUCUCGACACGAUGUUUCGCCGUCGUGCGCUCCCGUCUCGGGGGCAACAUAACUUGAAUGAGAUCAAAGAAACUAGCUCCUUCUUCUUUUGCCUGAUUGAUGGCUCACUCCCGGCAGAAUACACCCCCGGGCUGUACGCACGCGUACCAGAGGAGGUUAUUGAGAUGGCACCCCUCAAGGAUAGCAUCUGCCGGAUAUGCUUGGAACCGUUCCAUAGCACGGCCGCAUGCACAUCAGCUGUCAAAGAACCAUGGGAUCUUCAGGUGGCACGCCUGGUCUUGGAGGAGUACGAUCUGGCUUUCAUACGCUUUUCCAGUGAAUCUCAUAAGGUUGGGGACGCCAUUAUUCGGAUCGAUCAGGACGACCGGCAGGCAAAAGAAUUCCGUAAGAAGGAGCUGAUGCUGGCUGUAAGGCUUAUUCACGAGCACAGAGUACCAAUAUGCAAGGAAUGUGGUGCCUGUGUGGGCCACCGCACGUCUGCUUGUGUGACCUUAGCCAAGCGUGUAUUAGCAGAUGAAAAUAUUAAACUUGUUGAUAUGCGUCUCAAUCCAGAAAUAGUGCAGCGUCGUCUGCAUAAUUAUCAAAUGGAACGCAAAGAAAGGGAGUGGCGCCGCCUUAAUGAGGCCUACCAGCUGCUUGGUGCCGGCAGCAACGCCUACCCUUCGAGUUAUUGGGUAGCCAUUAAGGAGCUUGAUGACGCACAAAUUCCUCUGGCCGCCGCACGGUAUAGUACUGACGCGGUGCAAGGCUUCCUCCUCUACAUCAAUUCUGGGGAUCUGUUGGCUCGACUCGCGCCUCUUCGAGAUGAGCUCUUUCCAGACGUGUGCCUCUUCUGUGACUCCUACCACCACAGUAGCGCGGAGUGCAGCCGUGCUGAGGAGGCGGAACGUGGGUUUCUUGAGGAACUGCAUCGAGCCGGAAUUAACCUUUGGCAGUACCUCCAUCGUACUGACUACUAUGACGGGCGCCUGCCCACUGACUACCCCCAGGCCAAGGUCAGCGUGCUGAGCUUAGUACGCCAAUUUUCGGAGGACUACGGCCCAGGGGGUGUUGCGCGCACACGAUUUAUUGAGUACAACGGCCUCGAGGAGCCCUCGCAGGUCGGCGCUGCAGGGACUUACUCACAGUCUUUGACCCGCGGCAGUGGUAAUGGGGGUGUCGCCCUGUCGCCAUAUGGGUGCUCCUUUAGUCAGCUCGUGGAACCGGCAGAAAAGCAAGCGAUACCUGAGGCCGCCAGCCCCACUACGAACGCUGCAUCACCGUUGCACUACGACCUUGUAGAGGGCCUUCAGACUAUCCAGCCUCUGAAUGAAUUCAUUGAUGGAAUUUUACUGGGUGAUAAAGACACGGGAGGUAAGGAGGAUCACAAGCGGCCCAGAAACGGGAUCGUUGAUAUGAAUCAAAACAACGAUGACGACACAGAGCCGCCCUGUCGCCGUUAUUCCCCUGAAAGUGUCGAAGAAAAACACCUCAAAAUGGCUAGCAGUCCUGCUGCCAUUCCCAUGGGAAGUUGA
Molecule: messenger RNA, 2904 nt
Organism: Phytomonas sp. EM1
Lineage: Eukaryota; Euglenozoa; Kinetoplastea; Trypanosomatida; Trypanosomatidae
Source: the annotation of a GenBank genome assembly